AUGGACGCAUACGCUCUUCACGACAAUUUCUCCGCUCUUUGCUUCAUAGGCAUCCCGACGCCAGCAGGUGAAGCUGUGCCAAACACGACCGCUAUCGAUGCUCAAGAUCCGCUGGACUGCGAGAAGGAUGCGGUGCAGGCCCCAGACACCGGAAAAGCAUACUCGGCAAUAGAAAGGUUCAUGUCGACCCAAGAGCUGUUUGAGAUGCCGCUGAAAUACUUCGGCCCAGCAACUCUGCCGCGCCAUCGGCGAGUCUGUAAACACUGGCGGAGGACGAUCGAGGGGAGCAGCAUGAGAAAGACCUUGUUCCUCGAGGCAGAGACCGGCAAGACCAACAAGAACACCGAUUCGCAGGCACGCACAUGGACUCACAACGACGCAAUCCUCAAAGAACCUCAGCUGGUCAUCCGUUAUACCAAAGCUCCAUUAGACGAAUUCCGGAUGAACUUCAUCGAAGACCCCGAUCAGGUGCACCCCAAGGACAUCCGCCUGAAGAUGUUCCUAACACAGCCGCCUUGCACCGAUCUCGAGGUCUGCAUUAUCUCUCGCGACAGAGCCACUCCAGCCGCGUGUUUCAAGACUUUGGGGCGCGCUUACCCGGGUGAACGUUACCUGGGAUACUUAAAGGGAAAAGUUCACAACGAUGAUGGCAUAACCCUGGGCGAUGUCGUUGGCAAGUUUCGUCGGAGAGUUGGAGAUCAGUUUGAGUGGCAGUCGCUGGGUGAUUGGGUACUUGCACAUCUUUGUCUCCCGACACCGAAGKCUUCAUCGGAGGAGGAGGAUAAGAAGGAAUGA
This is a messenger RNA of Ramularia collo-cygni, 795 nucleotides long. RefSeq lists its product as uncharacterized. The record is from RefSeq and is a predicted model, not a curated record. NCBI's taxonomy places the organism in Eukaryota, Fungi, Ascomycota, Dothideomycetes, Mycosphaerellales, Mycosphaerellaceae. Gene Ontology annotation, molecular function: protein binding. Bases 1 to 795 code for a protein of 264 amino acids. The transcript has a single exon.